GUGUGCUUUCCUACUGCAUCGAGCCAGUAUAUGUAGUUGUUGUUCUAAGAGAGAAAGAUGGCGCAAUUCGGUAUCUAUUUGGUGCUGCUAGCAAUCUCGCUGUAUUCGGCGGGAACUCAUGCAGGAUUUAUGGACUGGUUCCGCAGUAAGGACAAUAAAGGACACAGUGUUUGCAAGGUGGAUUUUGAAGUGUUGGACCCGCAAGGACUUAGAUUGUGGACUGCGCACAAACAGGAGAUGAAGACGUUUGGUGUGGAAGUGUACAUCAAUCCGAGUGGCAGAAGUAACGAACCACCGGUGUGUAGUCUUUGUCAGUAUACGACCUCAGUUGUUCAUGGUAAAUUCUUCAUACAAGAUGAUAACGUGAUCGUGAAAAAGGGUGAUGUUUUGGAAUAUAUUGCUAUUACUGAUAAUGGAAAGACGACUCAGAGGCAUAAGCCGAGGAAGAUUGUGGUUAAUGACUACAUCAUCAAACCAAAAGGACGUUGUGCCUGCCCAGCUCCCGUCGAACCUUCAACCGUCCACGAAUUGAACUCCACCGCCGAGAUUGAACUACUAGAACGGGUCAUCACCAACCUUUCGAAUCGCUGUGCCGAGGGACUUGUUUCGAACUUCCUCUUCCUGCAAGUUGAUAACGCGGUGGGACCGGAUAACCUCCUAGAGCGAGUGAAAACAUACUUCUCGGCAAAUCCGACGCUCGAACCCUACGUUGGUUCAAUUACAUCCGCCGAAGACUAUUCGGAUGGGAUUGCCUUUCAGGUGAAAUCGAUUGUCGACAAACUGAAGAUACUGGAGCUGACGCAUACCGGUAACGAUAUCCUCGACUACGACCAGACCAACGUAAUUGGAAAUAUUGACAUCAGAAUAUCGGAUAGACCGUGAAAACGCAGAAGCGCUUCUAAUGUUUCAUGUUCUUGUGCUUGUG
Messenger RNA from Ochlerotatus camptorhynchus, 925 nucleotides. RefSeq lists its product as uncharacterized. Lineage: Eukaryota; Metazoa; Arthropoda; Insecta; Diptera; Culicidae. The coding region runs from base 58 to 882 and encodes 274 amino acids. Gene Ontology annotation, molecular function: carbohydrate binding. The transcript has 2 exons. The record is from RefSeq and is a predicted model, not a curated record.